Heteronotia binoei (common prickly gecko) is the source of this 687-nucleotide messenger RNA. Its product is annotated as phospholipase A2 inhibitor and Ly6/PLAUR domain-containing protein-like. The record is from RefSeq and is a predicted model, not a curated record. The transcript has 4 exons. Bases 24 to 605 code for a protein of 193 amino acids. NCBI's taxonomy places the organism in Eukaryota, Metazoa, Chordata, Lepidosauria, Squamata, Gekkonidae.
CGCAAAAUGAACAGCAACCUGGCAUGUGUAUUACAUGUAAUAAUACGGAGUGCAGAGGUACUCUGCUUCAUAUGGCUGAGUGUACAUCUUCCAAAACUAUAAAAAAAAGUUGUUAUAGCAAGACCCUACAAUUCCCAUUGGGGAGUCAAAAGGACAUAAUAUAUAACAUCUUCGGAUGCAUGAAGAGUGAGGAUUGUCGCCCAUUCAAUGAAACUGCCACUUUAUCAAAUGGCCAAUACGCCGAAAUAGCACUCCAGUGCUGCAACAAAGUUAUGUGCAAUAGAUAUGUCAAGAAAGUAGCAGAUAAAAAUGACCGUCCCUUAAAUGGGAUGCAGUGCCCAGGCUGCCUCUCUAUUAACGCAAAGGAAUCUUGCUCAAGUGAGACUAUGGUCCGCUGUCAUGGCGAAGAGAAUCACUGUGUUUCAUAUACUGGGCAACUUAAAACACCCAGAACCUCCUCUUCCACAGUCAGCUUCAAAGGCUGUGCAACAAAAUAUCUGUGUGACUUACUAACAGGAGCCUCUAAAGAUGGAACUGACAUAUUGGCACCCCAAAAUGCAACAGAAGCAGAAUGCUCCUGUGCCGAAUUCCCAGCAAAAACCUAACAUCCAUUCUUUACAAUGAUCAUCCCCAAUCCCUACAAUGAAUUUGCAUCGAUCCCCUUUUAGUCAGAGGCUAGCUCACACU